AUGGACUCUGACGACGAAUAUAUGGAACCGAGAUGGGUUCGCAGGGCCAACGCCACCUCCAUCAUGUAUGAUGAAAUCAUACCCGAUAUGCCAGACGACGACUCCAAGCCGUACUGUAUAUGGCUGGAGAUCGCAAGCGAGGAAACCUACCGGAAGGUGUUCCAUCGCUACCCGGACAUGAGGUAUCAGGUCGGCCGCGCCUGCGCCGCGGCCGGCUACGACACCCUUUACGACGAGCUCGAUCUCUUGCCCGACGUGUCCAUCGCGGAAGAAGCGAGGGAAGCCGGGAACGACGGCAGCCGGCGCAUCUUCGACAAGAUCAUGAGCCACGCGGUACGAUACGCCGUCAUGGACGACUACACGCGCACCAUCAACACGUCGGACCCGACCCCCGGAGCGUGUCUGAACGGCGACACUGCUAUCCGGGCGUCUCUUUUGAGCGACGACGACGCCGAGAUUACUGAUGAGAUGCGGGAUCCUCACUACUUUGACAUCACGGAGGACAUCGGACCCAGCGGUAGGCACGCCGGCCAUCGGAACAUGGAUCACCAGAUCCUGCCCGCCCAAUUCGAGUACCUCCUCUGGUCCCCGCUCCCGCGAGACCUCCCGACGACGCGCAAGGACCCCCUCAUCGUCAUGGCGGCGUACGAAGGGAACCUGGACCGCUACGUCCGCCUCCGGCGCCCGGCCAUGGUCGCGGAGGAGUGGGGCGCCGUCAUUCGAGGCAUCUACCACAGCACGACCUUUGCCAAGUGGUGGUCUCUCCGGGACCCCGCGACCCUGGGCCCGAACUCCCGCUACAUCCUCCAGGCCAUCAACGCGCGCUUCAUCAUGAACAACGACCUGUCCCGCAUCAGCAUAGACACGCCCGACGCAAACGACAUCCCCACCAUGUUCUGGUACCCCCUUAUACCCCAGGAGAUAACCCUGCGCGAACUCCUCCGCCGGAGGCCCAGCACCAAGUUUUCGGUCGGCAUGGCCUGCAUCAUCGCCGACUACCACUACACCUACGACGCCCUGGACGUGACCCCCCACUACAUCACGUACCAGCAGGCGCGCAUGAGCCAUAACCCCCAAUACGCGCUGGACCUGGAGCAGCGCGCGGCCGAGAUGGGCAUUGACCUCUACCCGAUGACGCACCUCAACUGCCUGUCCAGGCCGGACAAGGAGCCGACGUCGCUCGCCAUCGAGCCCGUGAUCCGCACGUUCCAGGGCGCCCUGAUCGAGUGCCAUAUAGAAGGGAUCUACCCCAGCGAGCUGCAGGCGAAUGCCGCUUCGUGGGAGCUCUUCAUAUGCGUUCCGGAAGACUUGAAGAGGCAAGCUCCAAAGGGGGAUCUCAUGUUGUACCCCGAAAGCGAGGACCUCGACACCUGGAAAGCAGCAUUGCCCAAAGUCCUUUUACGGUAG
This is a messenger RNA of Colletotrichum karsti, 1407 nucleotides long. RefSeq lists its product as uncharacterized. The record is from RefSeq and is a predicted model, not a curated record. The transcript has a single exon. Lineage: Eukaryota; Fungi; Ascomycota; Sordariomycetes; Glomerellales; Glomerellaceae. Bases 1 to 1407 code for a protein of 468 amino acids.